Trichosporon asahii var. asahii CBS 2479 is the source of this 888-nucleotide messenger RNA. RefSeq lists its product as uncharacterized. Gene Ontology annotation, cellular component: nucleus; 90S preribosome. Lineage: Eukaryota; Fungi; Basidiomycota; Tremellomycetes; Trichosporonales; Trichosporonaceae. The record is from RefSeq and is a predicted model, not a curated record. The transcript is spliced from 6 exons. Bases 1 to 888 code for a protein of 295 amino acids.
AUGAGCGCGGAACCCAAGACCGGCGGUGACGACCUGGACGACGGGCUCGAGCUCGACCCCUCCCUGAUGGCGAGCGACGAUGAGGGCGCCGAGCUCGGCGAGGACGAGGGCGCUUAUCUGUCCGACGAGGAGGAGGCCCCGGAGCCCGUCAGCAGGAAGCGCAAGGCGGCGGACUCGGCCGACUCGGCAGAGCCCGUGUCGGAGGAGCAGGCGAAGAAGGAUGCAAAGAAGAGGCGGAGAGAAAAGGACAAGGCGAGGAAGGCGGCCAAGCGAGCAGCCGAGUACACCGAGCCGGCGGACCCGUCUACGCUCUCGACCGAGGAGUUCGCGCAGACCCUUCUGGCUUCCCUGCGUUCGACCUUCCCGGCGGGCACGGCGAUGGAGAUUGAGGAUAGGGCUAUUCCUACGAAGCACCUCCUUCCUCCUCUGAUGGCGGUCGACGGAGAGGGCAGCGACCCGCUCAAGGCGCGCCUGACUGAUGCGCUUCGCAACGCUCCCAAGAAGCCGACGAUGGGCACGCCGCGUGUGCUCAUUCUCUCCCUCUCGGGCAUCCGGUGCGCCGACGUCGUGCGCGCUGUCCGUGACGUGCCCCGGCCAGGCGGCGAGAUUGCCAAGCACUUCAAGGUCGCCGACCAGGUCAAGUUCCUUGGCAAGACGCGUGUCGCUAUUGCGGUCGGCACGCCGGCCCGUGUCGCCAAGCUUCUUGAGGAAGGCGCGCUCAAGAUCACGCCGCAGACUGUCGUCAUUCUCGACAUUGGGCAUCGGGACGCGAAGAACCGCACGAUGCUCUCGCUCCCUGAGGUCCGCGACGAGUUCUGGAAGUCUCUCCUCGCCAACAAGGCGCGCCGCGCGCUGCUCGACGGAGGCGCCCACUUCGCCGCCGUCUAA